Molecule: messenger RNA, 441 nt
Organism: Suillus plorans
Lineage: Eukaryota; Fungi; Basidiomycota; Agaricomycetes; Boletales; Suillaceae
Exons: 1
Coding region: 161-421 (86 amino acids)
Source: RefSeq, a predicted model, not a curated record
UGCUACCGCAGCUACAAUUUCAACAACAGCGUCACGCCCUCACGCAACGAUAAGAGACGUUGGACUCUGGACUCGCUUAUGGCUCUUCAUUGGCUGUAUUUCUCCUGAAUAUACGAACGGUAAUCAUUAGACCUUCUCAUCCUUCACGAGUCGUAUCAAUAUGUCAUCUCUAUGGACUCUCAUUGUCAUUGAUGUGCUUCACCCACUUCCUCUGAUGCAUUUCGAACCGUCCUCUAUGUACGAUACCAAUACCAAAUGCCCCGCCAUCUUCGUCUGCAAUGUAUAUAUACUACCCAUACAUUUUUCCGAAGCUGAAAACCUGCCGUUACAACUUGAGAAGACCGUGUAUAAAAUUCUAGCUCCAAGAUCGUGUCAAACAUGCACUAAAAUCCAUCUCCCCGUCAAGUCAGAUCAGGCUUGAUCAACGCCGCUACCAGAGCA